AUGGCUGUUAUUCAGGAUCUGUUGACAUUUAGGGAUGUGGCCAUAGAAUUUUCCCAGGAGGAGUGGGAAUAUCUGGCCCCUGUGCAGAGGACUUUAUACAGGAACGUGAUGUUGGAGAACUACAGGAACCUGGUCUCCCUGGGAAUCUCUCCUUUUGACCUGAGUGUUUUCUUCAUGUUGGAGCAAGGGGGAGAACCCUGGAGUGUGCAUGGGCAAGUGAAAGUAUCAAGGAACUCAAAUGGGAGGGAAAGUGUCAAAAAUGUGAACAUAGAUACCUCUCCUAAAUGUGCCAUCAAAGAAUUUCCACCAAAAAGGAAGAGUCAUACUGGAGAAAUGUUCCAGACAGCAGUGUUGGAAAGACAUAAAAUCCAUGACAUUCAAGAAUCGUGCUUCAAAGAAAUCCAGAAAAAUGACUUUGAGUGUCACAGUGGCAAGGUCUUCAAUAAGAAAUCAAACCUUAGAAGUCAUCAGGGAAUGCAUACUGGAGAGAAACCUUACAAAUGUAAUGAAUUUGGAAAAGUCUUCAGUAAAAAGUCAUACUUAGCAAAUCAUCAAAGAAUCCAUACUGGAGAGAAACUUUUCAAAUGUAAUGAAUGUGGCAAGGACUUCAAUCAGAAUUCAAACUUUAUAUGUCAUCAGACUAUUCACACUAGUGAGAAACCUCACAAAUGUAAUGAAUGUGGCAAGGUCUUCAGUCUCAAUUCAUACCUAGCAAAUCAUCAGAGAAUCCAUUCUGAAGAGAAAGCUUACAAAUGUAACGAAUGUGGCAAGGUCUUCAGUCAAAAGUCAAACCUAGCAAAUCAUCAGAGAAUGCAUUCUGGAGAGAAACUCUACAAAUGUAAUGACUGUGGAAAAGUCUUCAGUAAAAUGUCAUACUUAGCAAACCAUCAAAGAAUCCAUACUGGAGAGAAAUCUUUCAAAUGUAAUGAAUGUGGCAAGGUCUUUAGUCACAAUUGCUACCUUGUACAACAUCUGAUAAUUCAUGCUAGAGAAAAACCUUAUAAAUGUAAUGAAUGUGGCAAGGUCUUCAGACACAAGUCAUACCUAGCAAGUCAUCAGAGAAUCCAUACUGGAGAGAAACCUUACAAAUUCAGUGAAUGUGGUAAAGUGUUACUCAGGUCAUUUCUAGCAAAGCAUCAAACCAUCCACACUGGAGAGAAACUUUACAAGUACGAUAAAUGUCAGAAAGUGUUCAAUAGCAAUUCCCACCUUGCACAUCAUUGUAGCAUUCACACUGGAGAGAAACCUUACAAAUACAAUGAAUGUGGCAAAGUGUUCAGUCUAAACUCAUUCCUAGUAUGUCAUCUGAGAGUUCAUACUUGAGAGAAACCUUACUAA
Molecule: messenger RNA, 1338 nt
Organism: Heterocephalus glaber (naked mole-rat)
Lineage: Eukaryota; Metazoa; Chordata; Mammalia; Rodentia; Bathyergidae
Source: RefSeq, a predicted model, not a curated record